GGCUGAUUGCGCGCGCUCGCAAGCACCUUCUCUUGCUCCUGGGAGGAAACUGUGAGGAACGACCUCCUUCGGCAGUACCUUCCCUCCCUCGGAGGUUCAGGAACGAAAAGGCGGACGGGUGCUCUCGGAGUUCUGGCGGAGACGCCCCAUGUUCAGACGUUCACACCUCAAAAUCCUGCUUAUUGGGAAUUCAGGGGUGGGCAAAUCUGCCCUGAUGAACCAGUAUGUUAACAGCCGCUUCAGUAGCCGCUUCAGAGCCACCAUUGGAGCGGACUUCCUCAGCAAGGAAGUACACAUUGAUGGCCGCACCCUGAUAGUGCAGAUCUGGGAUACAGCUGGUACAGAAAGAUUCCAGGCCCUGGGAACGGCCCUUUAUCGGGGCUCCGACUGCUGCCUGCUCGUCUUUGAUGUCACCUCCCUCUAUUCUUUUCAAGCCCUCGAGAAGUGGCACAAGCAGCUCUUGUUGCAGAUUGAGCCAGAGGAAGAACCCACUUUUCCCAUUGCCAUUAUUGGAAACAAGACUGACCUGGAGAACCGUGAGGUUUCUUCAGAGGAAGCUGAAAUGUGGAGCAGGCUUCAUGAUGCUACCUACUUUGAAACCAGUGCCAAGACAGCUGCCAACGUGCAGGAGGUGUUCGAGUGGGCCAUACGGGCUGUACUGAAGAACCGCAGGGUACCUGAAGAGCCAGAGCUCAACUCUGUUCACCUAGAGACCAAGCCGUCAGAAGGGACACACCGGGAAAGGUGUGGCUGCUGAUGAGCCCAAAUGCAGAUGGGAAGAUUUACUUUUCACUGCAGAUCUUUGACAUGAUGCAAUGAAGAAGAACAGGAAGUUACCCCAUAGUGAAGUAACAAGAUUCUGCCAACCCUGCAGCCUGGACUUUGGUAGUUGGAUCCCAUAAGAUUUGUGGCCUUCUGGAAGAGAGCCUUAUAAUGACCUAGAUUGGGUGUUGAAUAGUCUUCAAACAUAUGGAAAUAAACCUCAAUCUGAUACUUUU
Messenger RNA from Notechis scutatus (mainland tiger snake), 998 nucleotides. Lineage: Eukaryota; Metazoa; Chordata; Lepidosauria; Squamata; Elapidae. The record is from RefSeq and is a predicted model, not a curated record.